Messenger RNA from Talaromyces proteolyticus, 903 nucleotides. RefSeq names its product kinase-like domain-containing protein. The coding region runs from base 1 to 903 and encodes 300 amino acids. The record is from RefSeq and is a predicted model, not a curated record. The transcript has a single exon. NCBI's taxonomy places the organism in Eukaryota, Fungi, Ascomycota, Eurotiomycetes, Eurotiales, Trichocomaceae.
AUGACUGAACAAUCAGACACUGACAAUGGUUGUAUCGCAUGUGGCUGGACAACUUUCAAGCAAAAUCGGUGCGACUAUGCAAGCCACGUGAAACUCUUCUACGGCGCGUCCAAGCGCGGCGUCUGGUCUAUCGGUUCCGAUGUAAUCCUUAAAGAUCGUCCGGAUGAAGGCUCAAAGGCCACAAUCGAAGCGAAAACCCUGGAUUUUCUUGCAAAAUCCACUGCUGCCAUGAACAUUGAAAUCCCCGCUCCAAAACACAUACGUGAUUGGGUCGAUCGUGAUGGGCGAUACUUUACCCUGACCGAACGCAUACAGGGUCAAACACUCGAGCAAGCAUGGCCGUCUUUAUCAGAAUCUCAAAAGAUUUCCAUUGCAGAUCAGGUCGUCCAAGUUCGCAAACAGCUUCGAUCUAAUUUCAUCUCGACCACUAUACAAACUAUCGACCAAGGUCCCUGUUAUCCAGGCUUGCUGUUUCUGGAUAUGAAACCAUAUGGACCAUUUUAUUCUGAGCAAGAGCUCUGGGAUGCCCUUGCCCUAGCCUAUGACAAUCUCCCUCAAUCCAUCUUUGAGAAUUUGAAAAAGCGCUUUCCUAAAAGUGAGCCUUUUGUGCUCACUCACUGUGAUCUUAACUUGGGCAAUAUUAUGGUUCGAGAUGGAAAAGUUGUUGGUAUACUUGACUGGGAAUAUGCGGCUUAUCUCCCUGUUUGGUAUGAGUACAUCUCCGCAUCUUUCGCAUUUACAGAAAUGGAUGUGGAAUGGAAGAAGGUUCUUCGAGAACGUCUAGGUGUACAUGGUGACGCAUAUGACGAUGCAAAGGCUCUUUGGAAGGACUUGAUCAGUUUGAAACAAUAUCCCGAUCUAGAUCAGAAGGGUAAAGAAGCCUUUGAGAGGCUAAAUUCCUAA